GCUGGGCGCUGACAGCAGGGGCGGGGGUCCCCGCUGCCGCCGCCGCCGCCUUGUCUCGCGCAGGCUUCGGCUGGAGCCGCGGAGCCCCAGGCGCAGCCAUGGACCGGCCCCUGGCGGCGUCGACGGAGGCGGAGGAGGAACUGGAGUGGCAAGUGGCGAGUCGGAGGAGGAAGGCCUGGGCCAAGUGCCGCGGCUCCUGGCAGGCGUCGGAGACGGAGGAUCUGUCCACAGAAGCGACGACGCAGGACGAGGAGGACGACGACGAGGAGGACCUCCCCGGCGCGAAGCUGCCGGCGGCUGCGGGGAGAGGAAACGUGCCCAACGAGAAGAUCGCGAUAUGGCUCAAGGACUGCCGUACACCUUUGGGAGCCUCACUGGAUGAGCAAAGCAGUAGUACACUCAAGGGUGCGCUUGUGAGAAAUGGAGGAAGUUUUGAAGAUGAUUUGUCCUUGGGAGCUGAAGCCAACCACCUCCAUGAAAGUGAUGCUCAGAUUGAAAACUGCAAUAAUAUCUUGGCCAAAGAAAGAAGACUACAGUUUCAUCAAAAAGGGAGAAGUAUGAAUUCCACCGGAUCUGGGAAAAGUAGUGGGACAGUCUCAAGUGUUUCAGAACUGUUGGAACUUUAUGAGGAAGAUCCUGAAGAAAUUCUUUAUAACCUUGGAUUUGGACGAGAUGAGCCGGAUAUUGCUUCUAAAAUUCCAUCAAGAUUUUUUAAUUCAUCGUCAUUUGCCAGAGGGAUAGAUAUUAAAGUAUUUUUGAGUGCUCAAAUGCAACGGAUGGAAGUAGAAAACCCAAAUUAUGCUUUAACAAGCCGUUUUCGCCAAAUUGAGGUGCUUACCACAGUGGCCAAUGCGUUUUCCUCCUUAUAUUCCCAAGUCUCUGGGACUCCCCUGCAGAGAAUUGGAAGUAUGUCCUCGGUGACCUCAAACAAGGAGACAGACUCACCGCCGCCUCUAACUCGAAGUAACACUGCAAAUCGUUUAAUGAAAACACUAUCAAAACUAAAUUUAUGUGUUGAUAAAACAGAGAAAGGAGAAGGUAGCAGUCUUUCCCCAGCCAUUGAAAAAGGGAAGGUUCUAAGUGUUGCAGCAAUUGAAGAAAGUGUUAAUAAAAAUGAUCAAAAAUCUCAAAAAAUUAUAAAGAAGAAAGACUCAUCUUUCUUGCUGGCUACAGUUAAAGAGGAGGCAUCAGGUAGUUCAGCAGCUGUUUUGGAGAAUGUUGACAUUGACAAACUUUCAGAUGAAGCAAGUAGUAGCUUGAACCGAGAAACUGAAGGGGAACAAAGUGAAGCAUCUCAAAGUCGUGAGAAUAGACUGGGUGAGGAAUCUGGUAUUACAGAAUCUGAGUUAAGCAGUGAUUUCAACAUGUCGAGCCACAGUGAGCUAGAAGAUAGCAGUGCGCUCAAAAAUAUCCAUAUGUUCAUACCUGAAAAAGAGCCAAGUGCACCCCUGACGAACCCAUCCAUAAGAAAUAUAAUGGCACAGCAGAAGGACUCCUUUGAAAUGGAAGAGGUUCAAAGUACAGAGGGAGAGGCUCCUCAUGUGCCAGCCACGUACCAGCUAGGUCUGACCAAAUCCAAAAGAGAUCAUCUAUUUCGUACUGCAAGUCAGCAUUCUGAUAGCAGUGGUUUUGCUGAAGAUUCAACAGAUUGUCUGUCCCUUAAUCAUCUUCAGGUUCAGGAGUCCUUGCAAGCCAUGGGGAGUAGUGCUGACAGCUGUGACAGUGAAACAACGGUCACAUCAUUUGGCGACGGCUUUGUCACACCAAAAGCACAAGACCAGCCUUACUUUAAUGAAUCUGAGGAGGAGUCUCUUAUCCCUUUUCAGGAGGGAAGAGAGAAGGCAGCAACAGGUACUGACAAAGGGAAGUCAGAUAGCCAGAAUCUCUCCAGAUAUGAGACUGUUGAGGAUGAUGGAAAUGAACAGUCCACCGAUCAUCAAGAGGAUUGCAUGACUGAAAUCACUGAAACUCAAGAGGAUUCGUCUCCAGCCCAGAGAGUUGAGCUAACAAGGGAAGAAAGUGCUGAAAGUGAUAUGGAUAAAAGCAGUGAAUGUGAAUUUGCACAGUAUACCACACACCAUAUUCUUAAGUCAUUGGCUUCUAUUGAAGCUCAGUGCAAUGAUAAGGGCUCCGAAGAUACAGUUGUGCCUCCUCCCUCUUCUGUGGACAGAGUUAAUACAGCUUUGCAAAGAGCUCAAAUGAAGGUUUGUAGUCAAAGAGUAGGGCGUAGCCUGAUAAAAUCGAAAGAUCUGUUAAAACAGAGGUACUUAUUUGCAAAAGCUGGCUAUCCCUUAAGACGGUCUCAAUCUUUACCAACCACGUUAUUGAGCCCAGUAAGGGUUGUGUCUGCUGUCAAUGUUCGCUUGUCUCCAGGAAAAGAGACCAGAUGCAGUCCGCCUUCCUUCACCUACAAGUACACACCUGAAGAGAAGCAGGAAUUGGAAAAAGAGGCAACUGAGCAUGAUGGCCAGUCUCUGGUUAAAUCCACUAUUUUCAUCUCUCCAUCAUCUGUGAAGAAAGAAGAAGCCUCCCAGAGUGAAGUGAAUCAGGCGGAGGAAGGCCAUCAUCGAAGGACUCCCACCUGCUCAUUCUAUUCUCCAGCACCUAUAUCACAGUCCACCUGCUCCCUUCACUCUGUCCACUCUGAGUGGCAGGAGAGGCCCCUGUGUGAGCACAUGAGAACUCUGAGCACUCACAGUGUUCCCAACAUAUCUGGCGCCACCUGCAGUGCCUUCUCUUCUCCUUUUGGGUGUCCUUACACACACAGACAUGCUGCCUACCCUUACCGCGCAUGCUCCGUGAACCCUCCUUCUGCCAUCGAAAUGCAGCUGAGGAGAGUGUUGCAUGAUAUUAGAAACUCUCUGCAGAAUCUUUCACAGUACCCCAUGAUGAGAGGACCUGAUCUUGCUGCUGCUCCAUACAAUACUCAGAAAUCAUCUGUUCUACCUCUUUAUGAAAAUACUUUUCAGGAGCUCCAAGUAAUGAGGCGCAACCUGAAUUUGUUUAGAACACAAAUGAUGGAUUUAGAACUGGCAAUGCUACGUCAGCAAACCAUGGUUUACCAUCAUAUGACUGAAGAGGAGAGAUAUGAAGUUGAUCAGCUCCAGAGUUUGAGAAAUUCAGUCCGGAUGGAGCUUCAGGACCUGGAGCUGCAGCUGGAGGAGCGCCUGCUGGGUCUGGAGGAGCAGCUUCGCGCUGUGCGGAUGCCCUCUCCCUUCCGCUCCUCAGCACUGGUGGGAAUGUGUGGCAGUAGAAGCGCUGAUAACUUGUCAUGCCCUUCUCCAUUGAAUGUAAUGGAACCAGUCACUGAACUCAUGCGGGAACAGUCAUAUCUGAAGUCUGAACUGGGCCUGACGCUUGGGGAAAUGGGGUUUGAAAUUCCUCCUGGAGAAAGCUCAGAAUCUGUUUUCUCCCAGGCAACAUCAGAGUCAUCUUCUGUGUGUUCUGGUCCCUCUCGUGCUAAUAAAAGAACUGGAGUACCUUCUAGUGAUUCUGUGGGCAAACCCAAAACCCAGUUAGUGUCAAGCAGGAAAGUCUUCCGUGCGUCGGUAGCCCUCACGCCGACAGCUCCUUCUAGAGCAGGUUCUGUGCAAACACCUCCAGAUCUGGAAAGUUCUGAGGAAGUUGGAGCAGCUGAAGAAGCCGCAGAGCCAGUAGGACCUAGACCUGAAGUGGAAGAAGGGCCUGGAAAUAUCCCAUUAAGGCCAGCUGCUGAGGAAAUACAUAAAAAUGUGGAGCAAGAUGAGCUGCAGCAGGUCAUACGGGAGGAUGACAUGGAUCGUAUUAGCUGUAUAAUAUUGGGGUUAUCAAUGGUAUACACUGGUGGAGGUGUUAUUUGUGCUUCAGAAGAGACUUGCUGCUGAGCUGGGCUACUGUAUAAAUAUACAAUGUUUAUUUCUUCUAUGCAUAUCUUUUAGAAGUACGUAGAAACCUAGCCACUUUGCUGACCAUUCUUCUCUACACUAUCAAAACUGUAGCAGUUUGAAAACCUAAUAUUUAUUUGUAUGUCAAUAUUUUCUAAUUGAUUCCCUAUGUAGAAUUAAUUUUAAAACUUGAAGACUCCAAGACUUAACCAACUUUUAAAUAACAUAUUUCUUCAGAAUAGCUUCUUAAAACACUGACCUCUAUGAGGUAUUUACUGUGCAAUAACUGAUUCAUUUUUUGAGAGCUUGAAGCAACCAAUGAUUUUCCCUCCACUGCUGUUAAUUAGUGUCACUUCCAAGAAGAAGAACUGUUCUGUUGUAAAAAUUGCUAUUAAAUUCUUGAGGAGGCUACUAAUAGCAGUAUGAUAGAAUUAGAUGAGGCUACCUACAGCUACUUAAUGUUCUUACACUGUAAGCCUUGUUACCUUACCCAGGACAAAUGUCAUUUUAUUAUCGCUUACGUAGUAUUUUUCUUUUGGAAAUGUGCCUUAUGUUAAACACUAUGUACCUUUUGCCUUGUCCAGGCUUCUUUAUUUUAAGGAGGGGUUUCUUCCUCUGUCUUCUAGACAAAAUAGUAAAGUAUUGCCAAAAUAACAAGGCCUAUGACUUGAAUGGAUAGAAAUGAUUAAGCUGGUUUUUGUCUUUUCAAAGUGGAAGUAAUUUAGAUUUGUUCCCCUCAUCCAUAAAUGGUUGUAAUUCAGUUUUGACCAGUGAAAAAUGUUCAUUUUUACAAAAAAAAGGAAAAUGAUUUCCCAUUUGGUUUUAUAUGUGUUAAAUAGACGUGUAAAGUAACAACCAAAUGUUAUUGGAAUUAUUAUUUUAGCAUUUAUAGUUUUUAACUCAUUAUGUUUCUUUGUGUGUAAAAUUUUAAUCAAAAGUGGUUGAGAUGUUAACAGUAUUCUUUGAAAGAAUAUCUAAAAGGUCUAUAAAUGUCAAAUUAUCACACAAAGGCUGAUUUCUAAAAAAAAAAUUAUUAAAACAAUAAAGUAUUUAUUUUGCCUAACAUGCUAUCAGUGGUUUCUUUUCUGGAGUUGCGACAUGAAGAAUUUGGAUUAGAUUUGAUCAGUAACAAAAUCUAAAAGAAUUGCAGCACAUAACAAAAUAGGUUUUUAUUCUCUUUUCUUGAAAGAGGCUUCAGUGAUGCUUAAAAAGUGCUGUUGAGACUAGACCACCCUGGAGAGAGAGCACAUACUGCUGUCUGUUGGCCUCAUCCAGUUCUGAGGUCCUGAUGAUUACCAUCUGCUACCACAGAAAACUGGCUUAAACUGCACUGUUAAGACUACAAAAAAACAGACAUUAAAAUAUUCUUUUAUUCUUUGGUUAAAUUAUUCAGCAAUUUAACUAGUUGACUCUAAUAGCAGUAAUGAUAAGUAUAGACCAAACAACCCCAUCUUAAUGUUAAUAACAGGAAUCAUUGAUUUUAACUGUUCAGUUUUGUACCCAAUUUUAGUUCAUUUCUGACAAUACGUGAUACCCAAAAUUUGAUCUUCAAAGUUAGGGAUAUAACAGUUGCAACAACUUAUAAGGUGAACAAUGGACAGAUCAGUUACACAGCAUACAGAUGAAAUAAAAGGAACCUCAAUGCUACUAGAGCUUCAUCUUCCCUUAUUUUAAACCUUUGUUAUGUAAUAAAUAUCUGAAAGCUAUUAUGUUCAAGCCACCAUGCUAGCUGCUAUAUAGAAAUGAAGAAUGAGAGAGGGCCUAAAAAGUAGAUGGGGAAGCAGGCAUCUUUUUGUUAAUGGCUAAGUUUAGAAAUGCAAAAUAGAAUAAUUAAAAAGAAAUCGAGAGUAUAAUCUGGGGUAGUCGGAGAAGUCUUACCAAAGAGAUGUGGUUUGAGUAAAAACUCAAAAAAUGGGAAGCCGAAGGGGCAGGGUUCAAAUAGUCAAGAAUAUUAGCAAAGGUUGUCCAGAA
Loxodonta africana (African savanna elephant) is the source of this 5834-nucleotide messenger RNA. RefSeq names its product ITPR interacting domain containing 2 (gene ITPRID2). The record is from RefSeq and is a predicted model, not a curated record. Lineage: Eukaryota; Metazoa; Chordata; Mammalia; Proboscidea; Elephantidae. Gene Ontology annotation, molecular function: signaling receptor binding. The transcript has 17 exons. Bases 99 to 3863 code for a protein of 1254 amino acids.